CCUCCCCCAGGUCCGGAGGAGAGGCGCUAGGGCGCUGCAGGCAUAUCGCUGCCUACUCAGCUUCUGAGCAGCUGCCGCCUACCCCGGGAGAAGGUUUAACCUGAAAGGAAAGAAUUCAACCGAGAAACAGUUAAGGGGACGUUUAUUUAGCAAAGCUGCAUACUCCAUAGACUGGAGUGGGCUUCCUCCGAAGUGCUUGAUGGGCGGCAUUAUGGCCCCUAAAGACAUAAUGACAAACACUCAUGCUAAGUCCAUCCUCAACUCAAUGAACUCCCUCAGGAAGAGCAAUACCCUCUGUGAUGUGACCUUGAGAGUGGAGCAGAAAGACUUCCCUGCCCAUCGGAUUGUGCUGGCUGCCUGCAGUGAUUAUUUCUGUGCCAUGUUCACUAGUGAGCUUUCAGAGAAGGGGAAGCCAUAUGUUGACAUUCAAGGUUUAACUGCUUCUACCAUGGAAAUCCUGUUGGACUUCGUGUACACAGAAACAGUACAUGUGACAGUGGAGAAUGUUCAAGAAUUGCUCCCUGCAGCCUGUCUUCUCCAGCUGAAAGGUGUGAAACAAGCCUGCUGUGAGUUCUUAGAAAGUCAGUUGGAUCCAUCUAAUUGCCUGGGUAUCAGGGAUUUUGCUGAAACUCACAAUUGCGUUGACUUGAUGCAAGCAGCUGAGGUUUUUAGCCAGAAGCAUUUUCCUGAAGUGGUGCAGCACGAAGAGUUCAUUCUUCUGAGUCAAGGAGAGGUGGAGAAGCUAAUCAAGUGCGAUGAGAUUCAGGUGGAUUCUGAAGAGCCAGUCUUUGAGGCUGUUAUCAACUGGGUGAAGCAUGCCAAGAAGGAGCGAGAGGAGUCUCUCCCUGACCUCUUACAGUAUGUUCGGAUGCCCCUGCUGACCCCCAGGUACAUUACAGAUGUAAUUGAUGCUGAGCCUUUCAUCCGCUGUAGUUUACAGUGCAGGGAUCUAGUUGAUGAAGCAAAAAAGUUUCACCUAAGGCCUGAACUUCGGAGUCAGAUGCAAGGACCCAGGACAAGAGCCCGUCUAGGAGCCAAUGAAGUGCUUCUGGUGGUUGGGGGCUUCGGAAGCCAGCAGUCUCCUAUUGAUGUGGUAGAGAAAUAUGACCCCAAGACACAAGAGUGGAGCUUUUUGCCAAGUAUCACUCGGAAGAGACGGUAUGUGGCCUCAGUUUCCUUACAUGAUCGGAUCUAUGUCAUUGGUGGCUAUGAUGGCCGUUCCCGCCUCAGUUCAGUGGAAUGUCUUGACUACACAGCAGAUGAAGAUGGAGUGUGGUACUCUGUGGCCCCUAUGAAUGUGCGGCGAGGCCUUGCUGGAGCCACCACACUGGGAGAUAUGAUUUACGUCUCUGGAGGCUUUGAUGGAAGCAGACGUCAUACAAGUAUGGAGCGGUAUGACCCAAACAUUGAUCAGUGGAGUAUGCUGGGAGAUAUGCAGACAGCUCGAGAGGGCGCAGGACUAGUGGUGGCCAGCGGAAUAAUCUACUGUCUAGGAGGCUAUGAUGGCUUGAAUAUAUUAAAUUCAGUUGAGAAAUAUGAUCCUCAUACAGGACACUGGACUAACGUUACACCUAUGGCUACCAAGCGUUCUGGUGCUGGUGUAGCCCUACUGAAUGACCAUAUUUAUGUGGUGGGGGGGUUUGAUGGUACAGCCCACCUUUCUUCUGUUGAAGCUUAUAACAUUCGCACGGAUUCCUGGACAACUGUCACAAGUAUGACCACGCCACGAUGCUAUGUAGGGGCCACAGUGCUUCGAGGGAGACUCUAUGCAAUUGCAGGAUACGAUGGGAAUUCUCUGCUGAGCAGCAUUGAGUGUUAUGACCCUAUCAUCGACAGCUGGGAAGUAGUGGCCUCCAUGGGAACCCAGCGUUGUGAUGCUGGUGUGUGUGUUCUCCGAGAAAAGUAAAUGUUAUCUGAACACCAGCUGCAGCCAGUGACUACUCCAAGGGACAGUUGGUGGGAGAAUCAAGGAUCCUUUCCAGAAUGUUUAUUUCUCACUGUGUGCACAGGGUGAUUACAGGCACCAGUGCUGUGAUGAUUGUACUUAUUUGAUGCACACUCUCCUUUGCACUGGUAAUGUUGCUCAGAAGCAUGGGGAACAGGUACUCAAAGGAAGAGAAUGCACAUUUGGAUGUGAGAAACCAGAUCAUGACUCUGUGUGGUCUGAGGAGCACUUUCUUACUGUUUCUAACUUGCCAUGUGCUUGGGAGGAUGUGUGUGUGUGUGUUUGUAUGUAUGCAUGUUGUGCCUCAUGUAUUACAGAGACUUAAGGUGAGUAUGGCCAGCUCGAUGUGGGCAGUGUCCAUCCCAGGGGACUGGAAGGAAUCAGUUUAUAUAAGCUUGGUAAAAUCAAAGUCCUUUUCCUCUCAGAAGCAAAAAUAUCUUUUCUAAGUACAGAGGUAGCUCAAGGCACCACAUUUCCUUUCUGUAGGAAACCAAGAGAUCACUGUUAAAAUUUGAGAGGCCAAGAAGGAAGAUUCAUGCUGUUCUCACUUAGGGAGACAUAGUUGGUGCAGAGAUUUGAAUAAGUGGCUGGAGCUGAGUGGAAUGUGGGUGAACCCAGAAGAUCACUGAAGUGUAAAUUGGAAGGCUGGAAAGGACAUACUAUUUGAUUCCACGGUCUUUCUAAUGUAAAAUGUUGUUCCAUCUUGGCAUUGGAGACUGAGAGAUUAACAGUGGAAAAAGUUAGAGUAAGAGAUGCUGUAAAUGUGCAGAGUUCAAUAUACCUGUGGUAAAGUAGAAAUAUCUGUGAUUUUACAAUCGUCUUAGUCCCUGCCAGGGCUUGUAUAGCCUUGGCAAUAUUUGUCUUUAACUGGGUGAAAAGACCAUCUUCCUGGUGAUCAAGUGCUCCACGUUACUACGCCUCCACACUAUUUAUUUGGGGAUGGGUGGAGUGGCUACAGCCUAGUAGUUCAGGUACCUGAUUACUGCCCUGUUGUUUUAAGGGCACACUUCUAUUAAGGAGUGCUUAAUACUGCUGUGUGUGGUACAUUCAGUUCUUUUCCUGCUAUAUCUUCUGUACCUGUCUUUACAGUGUAUUUUACUCAUCCUGGAACAAAAUAAUCAAGGAAAAUUGAAAAUCUUUUGUUUCUGUACCUCUGCCAAUAUUCCUGAGCUGCCAUUCUAGGCGCCUCUGUGUCAUAUGGUGAAACUCUUGAAUUACUGGUAUAGCAAAUAGGAGAAUGUGGUAGCCUAAACUGGGCUGCACUUUCCUUUUGCUCUGGAAUCCCACUUUUCCUCUUUCCUUGAAUUGUGUUUGCUGACAGAGUUAAUUUCCUUUGUAUUUUUUUAAGAAAACAUUAAAAAUGGACUGUCUCAAA
Grammomys surdaster is the source of this 3320-nucleotide messenger RNA. It is a transcript of the gene Klhl12, whose product is annotated as kelch like family member 12. The transcript has 12 exons. NCBI's taxonomy places the organism in Eukaryota, Metazoa, Chordata, Mammalia, Rodentia, Muridae. Gene Ontology annotation, molecular function: protein binding. The record is from RefSeq and is a predicted model, not a curated record. Bases 200 to 1906 code for a protein of 568 amino acids.